ACAAAGCUCCAAAUAUCUCCAGAUUUCGCUUUGGAGGUUAUGAAGAGCAACUCUCACUUGGGGAGUCGCUCAAAAUGAAGAACAUGAUGUUGCACCAUAACUGUGCUAUCAGUCAUGCUGUUGAAAACCUUCCUCCCUGUGUGCCGAAUCUUCUGAGUCUUACCAUAUGUUCUACUUGUGAGAAAAUCAAUGUGCCAGUGGUAUCUAGCAAAUUCCUCCACCUCAAGUUCUUGAGUAUUCAAUUUAUUGGAGGGUACUUCAACCGGGACUAUGAUUAUUUAUUUUUGGUUUCUUAUUUUGAUGCCGCUCCUUCCAUGGAGAAGUUUGUCUUGUAUGUGAAAAGGCAGUGCAAGUAUGAGUCGUUUCAGGGAGAUCCCUCCUCUCUGCGGCGAAUGCCAGACCACUGCCAUAAAAAACUCAAGAGUGUGAAGAUCACUGGUUUCUGCCCCCAAAAGAGCAUGGUUGAGCUGACAUGUCAUAUUCUUAAGAAUGUAAGGUCACUGAAGUCCCUUACUUUGGACCCUAGUCCUGUGAAUAAUCGGUGCUCUGGCAAUAUAUUGGACAAUGGAUGCCCUCCCCUGGAAACUGCAUACAUAAGGGAGGCACACAGAACUAUCUUGGCUAUAAGAACAUACAUCGAGGGUGAAGUACCUCCUACAGUUACUUUAAGCGUUCUUGAGCCCUGCGCCCGGUGCCAUGCUUUGUGAAAUUCAGAUGACAAACAAUUGUA
Molecule: messenger RNA, 730 nt
Organism: Lolium perenne
Lineage: Eukaryota; Viridiplantae; Streptophyta; Magnoliopsida; Poales; Poaceae
Molecular function (GO): protein binding
Source: RefSeq, a predicted model, not a curated record